Diuraphis noxia (Russian wheat aphid) is the source of this 1576-nucleotide messenger RNA. RefSeq names its product EGF receptor activation regulator Star (gene S). NCBI's taxonomy places the organism in Eukaryota, Metazoa, Arthropoda, Insecta, Hemiptera, Aphididae. Gene Ontology annotation, cellular component: plasma membrane; late endosome membrane; endoplasmic reticulum membrane. The record is from RefSeq and is a predicted model, not a curated record. Gene Ontology annotation, biological process: endoplasmic reticulum to Golgi vesicle-mediated transport; endosomal transport.
GAGUGCAAAAAUCUGGCGUAGUGCAUUGAGGUGAAACAUAAAAAAGUCCACUCUGUAUAUAUUAAUUAUUAAUCAUGCCGAUAAAACAUAAAAAUUGCACCGGUACAGUCAGUGCAGUGUGGUGAAAAUGCUAUUAGUCCGUGCCGUUAACAAAAUUGUUAUCACUUAUGAGUUAUGACCUAUACAGUGAUUACUGAUUAUUAUUAAUAUUUUAUUUUUCUACGAAAUAAUUUUAUACAUAUUAUUCUUUUUCUUCUUAAAAAUGAAGUAUUUUCAUAGUUAUAUUCUUUUUCAUAUUUCAUCUAUAAAAUAGUAUUCAAUUUCCUGCACAGUCUCACGGCGCUCAGCUAGCAAAUUGACCACCGUCAGAUUAACCGUUUUUAUUUCAUCAGUAUCGACUUAUGAACUUCAGUGUUAUAAUAUUUCAUAAAACUCCGGCAUGGUAGUGGAAUUUUCACCUUUAGGAACAUUUUAUGUGGUUGAAGUCAAGUGACCAGAAGGAUAAGUUAACAAAUUAUAGUCAUGAUGAAACGAAUGACUAAAAAAUUGUGUUURUAUUUGGUGCUGGCUCUACUCAUAGUUUGCUUGUUUAAUAUCUUGACAUCCAAGAACAGUGGAACAGAAAUCGAUGUGAAGCAAUAUGACGAAAUAUUCAAGAUUUUUUACAAAUAUCCUAAUGAUARUGAUUUGAACGGUCCAAAAGUAUCCAUGGAUAACACAGAUCUUGUGAGAAAAUUACGAGAGAAAUACCUAGUCAAACCUAUUGAAGAAAAUAAAGGCCGUAGAAAUCGUUAUAAUUUAAAUGACAUGUCGUUAAGAGAUCCAUCUAUGGGACAAGCUGCUGAAAUAACCAAGAUCAUCGAUUAUACAAAAGGAGGUUUUUUUAUUGAAUGCGGAGCUUUGGAUGGUGAAACAAGAUCUAAUACAUUAUACUUUGAACGUUAUUAUGGUUGGACGGGAUUGCUUAUUGAAGCAGAUCCUUUAAAUUUUGUGAAAAUGUUAAACAAGGGYCGUAGAGCAUAUUUAUCACCUACUUGUCUUAGUGUCAAUCCUUAUCCUGAAAUCGUUUCUUUUCUUCAACGUAGUAAUAUGGGUCGAAUAGCAAAUGAUGAGGUUGUAGAAGACGAAGUAAUAUCCAAUGAUUUUGGGRAAAAAAAGUCAUCUGUUGUUAAUGUACAAUGUUUUCCAUUCUAUACAUAUCURUUAGCAUUAAAUGUAACAGUCAUAGAUUAUUUCAGCUUAGAUGUCGAAGGWUCAGAAUUGAAUGUAUUAAAAACUAUUCCAUUUGAUAAGAUCGAUAUAAGAACUUUAUCAGUAGAAUUUUUCCAUGUAAAAGAAGGUGACGAUGGUGUAAGAACAUUUUUGGAAGAUAAAGGGUAUAUAGUAACUGGAAAAGUAACGAGGCAGGAUCGAUUAGCUAAUGAUUACAUAUUUGCAAAACCAUCAGUGCUAACACAAAAUCUAUCAUUUUAUGUAACCUAAUAAAAAAAAAGGUAUGCAAUUUAUGAAUUGGCUAUAGACUGAAGUGCCUAUUGAAAUANUAAGUUUUGAAAUUAAAGUAUUUCAUGUUUAAUCA